Molecule: messenger RNA, 2555 nt
Organism: Magallana angulata
Lineage: Eukaryota; Metazoa; Mollusca; Bivalvia; Ostreida; Ostreidae
Product: acetylcholine receptor subunit beta-type lev-1-like
Exons: 1
Coding region: 75-1679 (534 amino acids)
Biological process (GO): nervous system process; chemical synaptic transmission; regulation of membrane potential
Cellular component (GO): synapse; neuron projection; membrane
Molecular function (GO): neurotransmitter receptor activity; extracellular ligand-gated monoatomic ion channel activity; transmembrane signaling receptor activity
Source: RefSeq, a predicted model, not a curated record
UUUUCAUUCCUACAAGAAUCAUUACGCUUUUGCCGCAAGACUGGAGGGUUUGAAGAAAGAAAAAAACCCCAAAAAUGAUUAGGCGUUUAUUGGACAUUUUCAUUGUGUGUUGUUUUCUCUUUACGCCAACUUUUGCGGCUCCUAAUUGUAAUACAAAUAGCAAUGCAGCCCACUGCCGAGAUUCAACAGAAGCCCCUGUAACAACCCAAUCACCUGGUCCAACACCAGCCCCUCCAUCGUCAACAGCGGUUCCUGGGGCCGGUGGUGGAGGGGCUUCGCCGGAAGCAACCACUUCGGAGGAAACCACCACAGAAACAACAAUGACCACAACAGAAACAACAGUGGCCACAACAGAAACAACAAUGGCCACCACCACUUCCGCCCCCACCCGUGUUUACUCCUCGGCCCCCGAAAUCAUCUCGUUCCUGGAAAACACUUUUACUGACGCGACGGCCACUUAUAACAGUUUGAUUUUUCCGAGAAAUAUGUUUAAUGAAACCAUUCUCGUAGACAUUGGUUUCAAGUUGACAGCCAUCACAGACUUUGAUGAACUUGCUGGAACGCUGGAAGUCAUAGGGAUCUUGACCAUUUCCUGGUAUGAUCAACUAGCAGACGAUGAUUAUGACUCGGACAAGCACGGACAUUUUACCGAAACCACCAUUCCUAAUCAGUUUGUAUGGAAACCUCCAGUCUCUUUAUUUAAUUCAGCAUUAGCUAUUGUGCCAGUUGGAGACAAGGCUAACUAUGUUCGUCUGUUUAGGACCACAAAGCAUUCUGACCCUUACUACGGGUAUGCAAGAAUGGUAUGGACCCCUGGCGUGGUAACAAAAACGGGAUGUGUGGUUGAUGUAGCUUAUUUUCCUUUUGAUAAACAGUCCUGUAAUAUCACUUUCACAAAUUGGGGUUUCACAAAGGACCAGGUGAAAUUUGAACCCUCUGCUGAUACCAUAGAUCUGCAAGACUUCUCACCGUCGGACGAAUGGACCGUAACCAAAACGAGACUGAUUGAAGAAACGCUGGACAACGGCUCGUUUGUUAAGUUCGAGAUUUCUUUAGAAAGAAAGCCUUUGUACUAUUUGAUCAACUUCUUCCUACCGAUUGUUAUAAUGGGUAUUCUAAACGCCCUGGUAUUUAUCUUGCCUUUGGAAAGCGGGGAGAGAGUGGGGUAUUCUGUGACGUCAUUCCUGACGUUUGCCGUGUAUUUGACUUUAAUUGCCGACGGGAUGCCGCGAACGUCUGAGCCGAUGGCCAUUAUGAGUUACUACCUAGUAUCCAUGGUCGUCAUGAGCUGCGUAGCCACAAUAAUUACCAUUUUCACCUUACGGGUUUACCUAAAAGAUGAAGACGACCCCAUCCCAACGCCCGUCACCCUCUUAGUCGCCUGCCUUAACUGCUUGGUUUGCACGCCAGACGAUGAAGAUGAUGACGAAGACGAUGAGAUGCCAUUGCUGGGCUCUGAUGGAAUAGAAAUGGAUACCAUGAGGAAAGGGUCGGCCAGGAAACGCCCGUCACCCAUCGAGGAUAACACAAGCUGGACGAGUUAUGUACCCGAUAACAAAUACGAGGUCGACUGGAAACUGGUGGCCAGCACAUUGGAUGGGUUCUCUUUCGUGGGUAUUCUUGGGGGAAGUAUUGCUAUAGCUGUUGUGUUUCUUGUUCCUCUUUUGGCCCAGUGGUAAACGGAUAAUAUUAACGCAAAGUCGAAUUUUUGCGCGUAAUGUAUAAGAAAAACUCCUGACUUAGAUAGUAGUCACGACUUUAGUAGUUCAAUGUCUCUGUUGAAAAAACUAUAUCGAAAAAAAUGUGUGCACAAUCUGGAAAAUGCUUUUUGAAAAUAUACAUGUACUUAAAUAUAUAUAAUUUUGUUCUAUAAACACGGUGAAUUUUUUUUUCAUUAAUUCUUUCUUUUAUUUUCCCAAUUAAUAAUUUUCCAAAAUGUUAUUAUUUUGUAUAUGAUGCUUAUGUCAUUUUAUAAUACAAUGAAUUCAAAUUCAAUUUCUGAAAACAUCAAAAUCAUUAAAAUGUUCAUUUUCGAGUGUGCGCUAUAGGAACCGCACAAUAAAGCGGAUUGACAAGAUAUAAGUUAUCAUAAUAGAUAUUUAGAUAUACAGUUAAACUUCGAUAUCUCGAACACCGAUAUCUCGGAUACAAAGGAUAUGUCGAAGUAAUUUUUAAGUCCCAACCACCUAUUUUUAAAGUAUUUUACCCUCGAUAUCUCGAAUAUUCGGAUAUCUCGAAGUUUUUUAACAGCCCCAUCUAGUUCGAGAUAACGAAGUUUGAAUGUAUAUGAGUCUAAAUCGGAAAAGCACAAAAGACCUUAUCUUCUACAUCAAUUAUAUUUUUAAAUGAUGUAUAUUAUUUCUAUUUGUAAUACCAAAAAGAGUUUAAAAUUUUAUUUACGGCCUGUGCUAUAGAAUAUUUUUUUGUUUUUGUUAUUUUUUCUUUCGGUUUGUUAAUGUUAAAUACGUGUACUGUGUCAAUUGUACGUUUUUAGAACUCUUUUCGCUUUUAUAUUUAUUGAUCUUUAUGUAUUUGAAAAAUAAAUUCUGAUACAU